AUGGCGAGCGAGGCACCGGCGGCGCCGGCGGCGCUGCCGCGGGAGCAGCAGGAGCAGCAGGAGCCGACCACCACCCACACGUACAAGUCGGGGGCGGUGUACGAGGGGACGUUCGCCGGCACGAAGCGGCACGGGCGCGGCCACUGGCACCACCCGCAGGGCGAGACGUACGAGGGCGAGUACGUCGACAACAGGCAGGAGGGACUCGGCAUCUACCGCUUCGAUGGCCCGUGCAAGUGCUACAUAGGCCACUGGCGGGCAGGGGAGAUGGACGGCGCCGGGGUGUACUACUUCACGCCGGACCGCGGCACCUACUACGUCGGCGGCUACGCGCGGGACAAGAAGCACGGCCGGGGGCUGUACUGCUACGAGAACGGCGUCGUCACCGCCCAGGUGUGGGAGCAGGGGGUGCUGCGGCGCGAGGAGGAGGCCACGCCGCUGCAGCGGGUCAACGGGGAGCUGCAGGUGGAGGAGCUCAUCGCCGCGGUGCGCCGCGUGGCGCCGCGCGAGCUCGGCGCGCCGCCGCCGCCGUCGGAGGUGCGCACCUUCCAGUUCCCCUCCGGCGCCACCUACACGGGGCAGUACCACGGCACCAAGAAGCACGGCGUCGGCUACUGGGUGCACCCCGAGGGCGACAGCUACGACGGCGAGUUCGAGCAAAACCGGCACAGCGGCUGGGGCGUCUACGUGAUCGGCAAGAGCGGGAAGAAGUACGUGGGGCACUGGCGCGACGGCAAGAUGCACGGCGUGGGGGUCUACUACUUCAACGCGGCGGAGACGGAGUACUUCGUUGGCACCUACAAGGAGGACGUGAAGCACGGCUGCGGCCUCUACCACUUCGCCGAGCGCGGCAACAACAAGCUGCAGCUGUGGGAGAACGGCAGCCUGCGGAAGGAGACCGAGGCGGAUGAGGCGGUGGUGCAGGAGUACGGCGCGGCGAAGCAGAAGAUUAUCGAGGUGGUGCGGCGCUUCGUCACGCACUACAAACCGCGCCUCGCCCCGUAG
Molecule: messenger RNA, 1005 nt
Organism: Trypanosoma conorhini
Lineage: Eukaryota; Euglenozoa; Kinetoplastea; Trypanosomatida; Trypanosomatidae
Exons: 1
Coding region: 1-1005 (334 amino acids)
Cellular component (GO): cytosol
Source: RefSeq, a predicted model, not a curated record